AUGCUGAACCGGACAAAGUCAGCGUUGAUAUAUUCGUCUCCUUGGUCUCUUGAUAUAUAUGACAGCAUCAAGAUAGUGUCCCUCACAAGAUCAGGGCCAAACUUGAACUGCUUGUCGCCAUAUACCAACUUCCUGAAUAGGUCAUCUAUAACACACGAGAGAGCAAGAUUCUUGAACACAAUAAGCUCAAUCCAAGUAUGCAUGACAUCGUCUUUGGGACCAGACACCCGAAGACCUAGUGGUGGUGCAUCAUCUUUUUCGACUGGAAGAAAAGGAAGCUGCCUCUGA
Cylindrotheca closterium is the source of this 288-nucleotide messenger RNA. The record is from the annotation of a GenBank genome assembly. NCBI's taxonomy places the organism in Eukaryota, Bacillariophyta, Bacillariophyceae, Bacillariales, Bacillariaceae.